This is a messenger RNA of Plenodomus lingam JN3, 1713 nucleotides long. RefSeq lists its product as uncharacterized. The record is from RefSeq and is a predicted model, not a curated record. Lineage: Eukaryota; Fungi; Ascomycota; Dothideomycetes; Pleosporales; Leptosphaeriaceae.
AUGGAGGCUGUGCAGCACCAAGUUCAGUCGCCCGCUAAUCCCUCUGCCAGUAUGAUAUCUCUCGUGCAAGUAACUAUCCUGGCUCUAUGUGGUCACUUGGCCACAGCGCAGACCAUGCCAUUCGACGCACGAGAAGCGACCAUCGACUCAGUUCACCAUGCCCUGUACUCUGGUCUCACUACAUGUCGCGAGGUAGUAUCCUCAUUUCUGGCCCGAAUCGAGGCCCAUAACCAUAGGACAAAUGCUAUUAUUUCUCUCAAUCCAAAUGCUUUGGCUAUUGCAGACUCCCUGGACGACCAAUUAUCCGCUGGCAGUGCGACUGGGCCGCUAUUCUGCAUUCCUAUACUGUUGAAAGACAAUUUCGAUACCGAGGACAUGCCAACUACGGGUGGAGCUCUUGCUCUGGCCAAGUCGCAGCCUAUGGAAGAUGCCCCUACUGUAGCGGCUCUGAAGGAGGCAGGAGCAGUUAUUCUGGGCAAGGCAAAUCUGCACGAGCUUGCAUUGGAAGGGAUCAGUGUUUCGUCUUUAGGUGGGCAGACCAUCAACCCGUACGACUCUACACGAACUCCCGGGGGUAGUUCUGGAGGCACUGGAGCAAGUGUCUCGUCUUCCUUUUGUGUCUUCGGGACCGGGACCGAUACAGUCAACUCUCUUAGAAGUCCCGCCUCGGCAAAUUCCCUUUGCAGUAUUCGGCCCACGCGAGGUCUCAUCACUAGGACGGGAGUUAUCCCAAUCUCGAAAACACAUGAUGUCAUUGGACCUAUUGCGAGGACAAUCAAGGAUGUCGCUGUUGCGCUUACGGUCAUGGCAUCUACAGGGUACGAUGCAGCUGAUAGCGCAACCGGACUUGUCCCAACAUCAUGUCGAAACGUCGAUUUUGCAGCCUCUCUCCCCAAAGCCUCCUUAGAAGGUCUAAGGAUAGGUCUUUUAAACGGAUUCUUCAAUCGAACCGACUCACCCGAAAUAACACCGGUGAAUAAUGUUAUGGAUGUUGUCAUGUCGAGAUUGGAAGCCGAAGGCGUAAAAUUGAUUACGAUCAACGAGCCCAUUUAUAAUGCUACAACCAUCCAAGCCGCACUUGAUGUCCAGCGGUUUGAAUACCGCGAAUUAAUGGACGUGUACUUGCAACGUCCAUCGCUAUCCGGAGACCGUCCUCGGACGCUAAAGGAGCUGUACUCGCGCAAAUCCCACAACGGCACAGGUGGAGAGUUCGUAGUUUUGCCAUCUCAAUACGAGUAUGUCAAUACAGCGCUCAUUUCCUCGACUAGCAAUGCCACAUAUAUCCAGCGCCAGGACGGUAUCCGCCAUCUCACCAUCGCUUUCCUCAACACUUUCGCAUCCAACAAUCUCGACGCAAUCAUCUACCCCGAGCAAAAGAACCUUGUCGUGAAGACUGGUUCAGCUUCCCAAUCCGGACGCAACGGCAUUCUUGCGGCUCUGACUGGUUCACCUGUAGUCACAGUGCCAGCGGGUUUCAGCGAGCCAAACGAUGAUGCGCCGGUUGGAGUACCCAUCGGCAUGGAGAUUUUGGGUCGGCCAUGGGAUGACGAGAAGCUGCUAGGCAUUGGAUAUGCAAUUGAACAGCUAUUGAAGGUGAGGAGGCCCCCAAAGUGGGCGACGGAGGUGGUGGAAGUUCCACAGUAUACAGAAGUACCCAAGGUUGCACCGAAUAGAGGGAAUAUACCGAGUGUGUACCCUUUAGGAACACUCUAG